This is a messenger RNA of Ceratitis capitata (Mediterranean fruit fly), 2067 nucleotides long. RefSeq names its product organic cation transporter protein. Gene Ontology annotation, biological process: transmembrane transport. Lineage: Eukaryota; Metazoa; Arthropoda; Insecta; Diptera; Tephritidae. Gene Ontology annotation, cellular component: membrane. Gene Ontology annotation, molecular function: transmembrane transporter activity. The transcript has 5 exons. The record is from RefSeq and is a predicted model, not a curated record. Bases 454 to 1941 code for a protein of 495 amino acids.
CAGACUACUGGCGAUAUUUGUGCGCAGAGCUCCGUCGGUGUCUAUCUACACGCGUUGCGUCGGUAAUUCAGACGAAGCUGUAAUAAUAAAUAUCAUAUUAAAUAUGUUAAAAUUAUUUAAUAAAUAUUAAAAUGUAUCACGCCUCCGCUUAAUCUAAUCAAUUCGGCCGCCUACAUUUUUCGGUAGUAAAUUUUUCAUUUCUGCUGUCCAAGCUGCUGCACAGUCAGUAGCUGGUCGAGCAGUACGUGAAGAAGUUGUACUACGCGUGAGGGAGGAACAAAUUUCGAAAUAUACAUACAUACAUACGUGUUUGUGAAGUGCAGUGUCAGGCAGUGUCAAGCAGUUGACGACUGUCUAUGUGGGUUGGUUUGUAUUGCAGAAGAAAGUGAAAGUGAAAGCGUAAACGCAUAGCGCCGUAACGAACCGUGUCAGCAGGAUACGUCACAAGUGGCAAUGGAAAAACGCGAUGAUAAGCCCACACGCGCCGAUCCCAUCAUCUCUAUUUUGGGCAGUGAUUUGGGUCCUUGGCAGCUCAUUGUCUGCCUAUGGAUCUUCCUUUCCAAAUUCCCCACCGGUUGGGUACAGAUCUCGAUGGUGUUCCUACAAUCGCCAAUAAAAAGUGUCUGCGUUGCGCCUGAUAACAAUACUGAUGUUUGCUCAGCUGACUGCAAAGAGGUGGGGUACGACCGCUGUACUUUCCAAGAGAACAUCAUAACUGAAUGGAAUUUAAUCUGUGACCGUCAGUGGUUGUCUAGUCUGGCGCAGAGUUUCGUCAUGAUUGGCAUUAUGUUGGGCAACAUUGUUUUUGGUCUCUUUGCCGAUAAAUGGGGUCGUCGGCCCAUGUUUGUGAGUGCCUGCGUUAUGCAACUAGUGUUCGGCUGCCUUGUUUCAGCUGCUCCCUGGUUUUGGCUCUUUGUACUGCUGCGAUUCUUGGAUGGUUUCGCCACAGGUGCCACGAUGUCAACCGGCUUCACUAUCAUCAUGGAGAUUGUGGGCAAAAGCAAACGAGAAAUAAUGGCAAUACUCUACCAGAUUCCAUUCAAUCUAGGUCACGCCACUUUACCGGUCUUCGCCUAUUUCUUUAGGCAUUGGCGUUGGUAUCAUCUCGCCUUCUCCUCAUUCUCAGCGCUCUACAUACUCUUCUAUUGGACUGUGCCGGAAUCACCACGCUGGCUCUUCACCACCGGUCGUACCGAUCGCGCUGUCAAAAUACUUGAAACUGCCUGCAAACGCAAUAAAGUCGCCACCGAUAAUAUACGCAGCGAAUUGGAGCAGGCCUCACAGAUCAAUGCCGCCUCACCCGCCUCGAAGAAGGGUAAUAUCAUCGAUCUCUUUCGACAUCCCUACUUGUGUCAGAAAACCUUGGCAAUGGCCUUCAACUGGCUCGUCGUCUGUCUUGUCUAUUAUGGCGUGUCGCAGCAUAUUUCGCAUUUGGGCGGUGACAUCUUUAUGAAUGUCACAAUCGGUGCUGCGCUGGGUGUGCCCGGUACACUACUCUGUAUACCGAUGACGAAAUAUCUUGGACGUCGCAUAACACUUUUCCUUUCGAAUUCACUCAGUGGCAUUGCUUUGAUGGUGCUGGCUUUCGCACCAUCACUAAGCAGCACAAUGACAGUGACAAUGGCCACCGUGGGUCUAUAUGGCGCUUCUGUGACAUUUCCGAAUGUUUAUCUAUAUGGUGGUGAGCUGUUUCCGACAGUGGUGCGCAAUUCAGGUGUCGGUCUGUGCUCAUUUGUGGGUCGUGUAGGCUCAAUUGUGGCGCCCUUCAUAUCGGCCUUGUCGACGCGUGGUCUGUGGAUACCACCAGCGGUGUUUGGCGGUUUUUCUCUUGCAGCCGCAGCAUCGGUAUUGCUUUUGCCGGAGACACGCGGCUUUCCCUUGCCUGAAACUAUCGAGGACGGCGAGACGUUUGGCAAGAAGAAAAGGGAGGAACAACUGUGAAGUGUGGACUAUUGUUGAUUUUGGUUAAUAACGAACUUUUUGUUGAGAUUUAAUUAAGAUGUCGAUAUAAUGCAUAAUAUAAUAUAAUAUAAUAGACAAAUAUACACAUGUGCGUAUGUAUGUUAA